AUGCGCCACGUCGGAUCGUCUCUGCACUCCCUCACCCUCUCACGCGCACUUCCCGUCACGAAUUCCGCGAAGCGCCCUCGCGGAAACGGCACCAGCGGUGGUAACGGCGGCGAUGUAGGCGGCGGGAGCGUGGUGGUGAACCUGUGGGAGGAGGAGGACGCGAGCUUGCAUCUCGCGCACAUCUCCCGCCACUGCACCAACCUGCGCUCGCUCUCAUUGGGCCACGUGUCCCUCUCAGCACCAACCCUGCUCGCCUCUCUCCAGCCCAUGCCGGCCCUGCAGCACCUCUCUCUCUCGUGGAUCCAUGCGUCCCCCGCCGCGCUUCACGCCGUGCUUGACAACGCACCAAAUCUCCUCCACUUCACGGUUUUCAUGGCGUCCGGUUUCCCUCACCUAGAAUUACGCGUUCCCCCCUCCCUCCAGCACCUCUCGCUAUCCUACAUUCGCGCGGACUCAGUCGCGCUUCUCUCCGCGCGCUCCCUCCAGUCCCUCUCUCUCCGCGACAUGUUUCUCCGCUCGCUUUCCAUCCGCGACGCGCCCAACCUGCGCCAACUCGCCGUCUCUUCCGCCAACUGCCUGCUCGUCUCCGCGCCUCACUCUAGCCGGCUCGAAUCUAUCGACCUCCGCGCAGGCUCGCUCAACUGGCCUGCCACCGAAACCCUAAUUUCAUCCAAUUCCGCUGCGCUCGAGUCGCUCUCCCUCGACUUUUUCGCCAUAGUCAACCUUUUUUCCGCAAUGUCCGGCGGGCAAAGCGGAGACUCCGGGGAGGCCGUGCUCCUCCUCGCGUUGCCGCACGUGCGGCUCUAUAACGACCUCCUCGCCUUACAGCGCGUAUCGCGCUCCCUCUACCGCACCAUUCGCGAGUCGCCCUGUUUCUGGCUGCGGUUCCACCAUCUCCACGUGGAGCCCUUCCCAAUCAGCCACCGCCACGUGUCCGCUUCCCUCAACGAAACCGCGGUUCCAAGAACCACCGGGGAAAUUCGGCCAAUCGCAACGCGCGGUGAUGAUCCUCAGCAACUCGCAGCGCUGCCUCGUUAUAAGCUGGUGGAAGCGGCUCUUAAGGUGUACGCGCGGCGGUCCCAGGGGCAGCUGAGGGAGGUGGUACUGGACGGGGAGGACGUGCGCGGCGAUGUGAUUAUAACGGUGCUGGCAGGCUGCAAUCAGCUCGAGAAGCUUUCUGUGAGGAUGUGCGCGCAUGUAACCUCGUCCCACAUAGUCACACUCCUACAGUCACAGUGGGGCGCGCUGGCAGCGUCGACAGCACCAGCACCAGAGGCAUCACCAUUACCAUCACUGCCAGCAGCAGAACUGGUUUCACCACCAGCAGGAGCACCAUCGGCAUCAUCAUCCCUGCUAGCAGAUUCCUUACCGGAGUCACAUCCACCCAUUCCACCCUCUUCCCUUGAAUCUACACAGCCUGCUACCCUUGAAUCCGCUCAACCUGCUACCCUUGUAUCCCUUCAAUCUACUGCCCCUGAGUUUCCUCAAUCUGCUAAUCUUGAACCGCCUCAAGUCCCCACUGCUGCAGCACCGGCUCCCGGUCCCCGGCUGUGGCAGGUGCGCAUGGCAGGGUCUGACUGCCCCUCUACAGAGAUGACUUUUGAGUCCACUCAAAUGCCACCUCAAGUCCCCACAGCUGCAGCACCGACUUCUACUCCCCGGCUGUGGCAGGUGCGCAUGGCAGGGACUGACUGCCCCUCUGCAGAGGUGACUUUUGAGUCCACUCAAAUGCCACCUCAAGUCCCCACAGCUGCAGCACCAGUUCCUACUCCCCGGCUGUGGCAGGUGCGCAUGGCAGGGUCCGACUGCCCCUCUAUUGACUUCCUCUUUAUCCGAGACAUGCUCAAGCGUGCAGCUGCCAGCCUCCCUGCACCCAGACGAGCAGUGCUCGUCGCGCAUGUUGACGUGUGUGGGCUGCAACUGGCGGUGCUGCCCGUGGCACAUUGA
Closterium sp. Naga37s-1 is the source of this 1947-nucleotide messenger RNA. The record is from the annotation of a GenBank genome assembly. NCBI's taxonomy places the organism in Eukaryota, Viridiplantae, Streptophyta, Zygnematophyceae, Desmidiales, Closteriaceae.